Molecule: messenger RNA, 2256 nt
Organism: Puccinia triticina
Lineage: Eukaryota; Fungi; Basidiomycota; Pucciniomycetes; Pucciniales; Pucciniaceae
Exons: 16
Coding region: 1-2256 (751 amino acids)
Biological process (GO): spliceosomal complex assembly; mRNA splicing, via spliceosome
Cellular component (GO): Prp19 complex; post-mRNA release spliceosomal complex; precatalytic spliceosome
Molecular function (GO): protein binding
Source: RefSeq, a predicted model, not a curated record
AUGGCCGAUCACAGAGCACCAAAGGUCAAAAACAGGGCCGCCGCCCCCGUACAGAUCACCGCCGAACAACUAUUGCGAGAAGCCCAAGAAAGACAAGAAACCGGUCACUCAGCUCCUCGUCAAAAGGUAGAAGACUUCGAGGAACUACAUGAAUACCGAGGACGCAAACGGAAAGAAUUCGAAGAGGUCAUCAGGCGAACUCGACAAGACUUAAGGGCAUGGACGAAAUAUGCCACUUGGGAAGCUUCUCAAAAUGAAUAUCCACGGGCUCGCAGCGUGUUCGAACGUGCCUUGGACGUGGCUCCUACUGCCGAAAAGUUAUGGCUAACAUACUGUGAAAUGGAACUCAAAGCGCGGAAUAUCCAACAUGCUCGUAACCUGUUCGAUCGAGCAGUCACUCUUCUACCCCGGAUCAAUCAAAUAUGGUAUAAGUAUGUUUAUCUGGAAGAGCUCUUGGGCAAUAUUGCUGGUGCACGCCAGGUCUUUGAGAGAUGGAUGGCAUGGGAACCGGAUGAGAAGGCAUGGAGUGCGUACAUCAAAAUGGAAGCCAGAUAUCAAGAACAUGACCGAGCCAGUCAACUUUAUGAAAGAAUGAUUGCUUGUCACCCCGAUCCUAAGAACUGGAUCAAGUGGGCCAAAUUCGAAGAAGAUCGCCAAAAGAUUGAUCGAGCCCGCGAGAUCUUCCAGAUGGCAUUUGAAUACUUUGGCGAAGAGGAAGAAGAUCUCGAACGCGCGCAGAGUAUAUAUACAGCAUUCGCAAAGAUGGAGAGCCGGCACAAAGAGUAUGAUCGAGCGAGGACCAUUUAUAAGUUUGCCCUCGAUCGACUGCCCCGGUCCAAAUCUAUCGGCCUAUAUGCUUCGUACACCAACUUCGAGAAACAGUUCGGUGAUCAUGCGAACAUAGAAUCCACUGUGCUUGGUAAAAGGCGAAUUCAAUAUGAAGAAGAGCUUUCCCACAGCAGUCAGCUCAAUUACGAUGUUUGGUUUGAGUAUGCUCGCUUGGAAGAGAGUGCACUGAAAUCAUGUGAUCAUGAUUCUCCUGAAAAGGCUGUUGAAAGAAUCCGGGAGGUUUAUGAAAGGGCGGUAGCUCAAGUACCCCCUAGUGCUGAAAAAAGGUACUGGAGACGAUAUAUCUUUUUAUGGCUAGGGUACGCCACUUUCGAAGAAAUCGAGACCAAGGACUAUGACCGAGUCAGGCAGGUGUACGAAGCCUGUCUAAAGCUGAUCCCCCACAAAAAAUUCACAUUUUCUAAAGUGUGGGAAAUGUAUGCACACUUUGAAUUACGCCGCCUGAACCUUGACAAAGCCAGGAAGAUCUUAGGGACUGCCAUCGGCUUGGCUCCGAAGCCGAAAUCAUUCAAAGUUUACUUGGAUAUGGAGCUACAACUGCGCGAGUUUGAUCGAUGUCGAAAACUGUACGAAAAAUUUCUCGAAUUCGAUCCUACUUAUCCAUCAGCCUGGAUUCAAUUUGCAGGACUGGAGCGUGGCUUGAUGGAAACUGAACGUGCACGGGCUAUCUACGAAAUGGCAAUCGCUCAGCCUGACUUGUAUGAUCCUGAAUGUGUUUGGAAGGCAUACAUUGAUUUUGAGGAAGAAGAGGAAGAAUGGGAUCGAGCUCGGGCGUUGUUUGAGCGGUUGGCGUUGGCAAGUGGUCAUGUCAAAGUGUGGACCUCCUGGGCUAAAUUCGAGAUGUCAACAGGGAAGGCUAUCUCCGAUAGAUACCUGGGCUUGGAUGGUGAGGACGAGGAAGAAAGCCCAGAGGAGCCCAUCGAAAAAGACGAAGUGGCUGCGGAAAAAGCACGUACUGAUGGGAUCAGGUUGGCGAGGAAAGUCUUACAGAGAGGAUAUGAAGAUAUUCGCAAGCGAUGGAAAAAUGAGCCGGAGGGUCCGGUUCGCGACAAUCUCAAGGAACAGAGAUCGAUCAUUUUGGAUCAUUGGAAGCUACUGGAAACUGAGAUUGGGGAUGAGGUGGCACUAUCCAAAGUAGAGGCGAUGAUGCCGAAGCCGAUGCGACGAUGGCGAAAACUGGAUGAUACCGGCGACAAAGAGGAAUAUUGGGAUCUUGUCUUUCCAGACGAUGAGAAGGAACGCAAUCCAGGAACAUUCAAGCUUCUCCAAUUGGCCCAUGCUUGGAAGGCUAAGCAACAAGAACAACAGCCUAAUCAUAAUAAUCCUCCUCAAGCGGAACCCACUAAAUCGCCUCCUGCAAUUCAGGUCGAUCUUGCAGCCGAAGACGCUACUCAACAGAAUGCCUAA